CCAGCAUUUGGGAAUGAAAGGGUGUGUGUGUUAGGAAGGGCUAUAUGCGGCUAUUUGUAAAUAAACUCACACGGGAAUGAAUAUAGGUUGUCCAAGUACAGCGUAAAAAAAACGUAGGCUGGAAACGCUCGCGCGGGGACUGUUUUCUAGUAUCUAAACCACAAGUGGAGCCCACACCACACAAGUGCACUUCAAGAACUUCGGCGGGCUGCACGACGACGUAAAGAUGACGAUGCCCGAAGUCAUACGGAAGGCCAGCUACGGGAUAGCGAAAAGGUUCCUCAGGAAUCCAUCACGGCUACAUGUCCACACGCUGAGGGCAAUGAGCACCGAAAGUGUCGACACCACCGAUGUUGUCUUGGAGAAAGUAGGCAACAAGGGUGUCAUCACCUUGGAUCGACCCAAGGCGCUCAACGCCCUCGACCUCACCAUGAUCCGCAAAAUCUACCCACAGCUCAGGAAGUGGGACACAGACCCUGACAUGAAGAUGGUGAUCAUUAAGGCAAAGUCAGGAUCCAAAGCUUUCUGCUCGGGAGGCGACGUGAAGACGAUCGCGCUCACCCGUGGCCAGCCGUCGGAGCUCCGAGAUAAGUUCUUCCGUGAAGAAUACCGUCUCAACAAUCUUAUUGCCAGCCUGACUAUUCCUUAUGUUGCUCUUUUGGAUGGUGUCACAAUGGGAGGGGGUGUUGGACUUUCAAUCCACGGAACUUUCAGAGUCGCCACAGAACGGACUGUGUUUGCAAUGCCGGAGACAGCUAUUGGUUUCUUCCCAGAUGUCGGCGGCAGUUACUUCCUCCCCAGACUUCCCGGGAAGCUGGGUCUCUACCUGGGACUCACCGGGUACCGCAUGGUGGGAUGGGACGUGAUCAAGGGACGAGUGGCCACACACUUUGCAUCGUCGCAGAGGUUGCAAUACGUCGAAGAAGACUUGAUGCGACUGAACACGCCAAAUGUUUCCGACAUCGACAAGGUGCUUCUGAAACAUCAGGAUCAGUGCGAGGCUGACUUCAGAAAGGAAUUCACACUAAAAAAACACAUGGGUCGUAUCAACUCUGCCUUUGACGCACCCAGCGUGGAAAAAAUCCUUGAAAAUCUCAGGAAGGACACCUCGGAGUGGGCAAAGGACCAGGUUGCCAUUCUGGAGAAAGCGUGUCCCCUUUCAAUGAAAGUUGCUUUCAAAGAACUAAAAGAGGGAGCAGCACUCACUUUGCAAGAUGCCCUCAAGAUGGAGUUUAGGAUCUCACAGAGGUUUAUGGAGGCCAACAAUUUCUACGAGGGUGUCAGUUCAGUCCUUAUCGACCGCAGCGCAACGCCAAAGUGGGACCCGCCUACCUUGGAACAGUGCACCGACGAAAUGGUCGACGCCUACUUUGCUCCGCUGCCCGUGGAAAAGGAACUGAAGCUGUAGAGGGCGCAGGCCUCGUCGCUCUUCGUAGCUGCUGACUCCCGUUGACGACUUCUUUUUUUCUUCUUUUUUUUUAAGUUUCUUCAUUUUGUUGUUCAGAGACUCCCAAUACAGUUUUAGACUUUUUCUCUAGAAGCUCCUUCCAUCAAUGCCCGACAGAUAAGUCGACGGGUCGGAAACGUCUCCUGAGCUCGGGCUGUGCGAAUAAUGAAAUUUUAAAGGCGUUUCAUUUUGUCAUGAUCCUACGCGGACGGUAACUAUGCAGUAGAUUGACUGAUUGGUGCAGUCAUGUCUGAGGAGGAAUCACGUGGGAGAGAUAACGAAACUCGUCGUGUUGCGUGCCGACGACUGGUUUGGGGCACGCAAGCACGGGAGGUAUUUGCAAGCAGCAAAACUUCUUCUGUCGUUAUAAAACCAUAUUUUUUAAGGAGUGAGAGUGAUGUGCGGUUGUAUAAAUAUGGGAAAAUAUUAAAUUUUCCCACUAUUACCCGCAGCUUGGGGUUUAAACACGGAGAUUCGCCAACGGAAAGAAAAGUUUCUUUCUUGUCAGAUGUUUUCUUUGUAUAUCCAGUUAGCCAUGCUUUGCUGUCCCACACACUUUCCCACUUAUUAUAGUGCCCCUGUCACAAAGAAAAUUUAAUGCCAUUUCCAGCAAAUGCCAUUCACACUGAAUUCACUUUCCCAUAUGACAGUGGUAGUAUAAUUUUUUUCAAUCUCAGAUUUUUGUCACCAGGGCUUCCCCGAACUUUGCACCUCCACAAGGGAAACAUACCGGUGUACCGGAAAGUUUAGACGUACCACACCUAAAAUUUCAUGGGUUCGCACAGCUAGACUCCCGACUUGUCAAGGACAGGUUAUUUUCAAGCUUUGCUGCAGGUUGCCACGGGCAGCUGUAACAUUAUAAGAAAAGAAAGAUGCUUCUGUCAACAGUUGUUCGCUCCCAAAAAUCCGUGGAGUCAAGGUUGUCAUGGUAACACCAUCCGGUGUAAAUUUGCUGGAAGACGUUCUAAGUUGUGCUUUGUAUAUUGCUUGCACGGCACAUCUGUAUAUGUUACUAGACAAGCACCAGCAUAAACGGCCAACAAGGAAGUCGACACGAUUUUUUUACUGCUGAAGAUUGUCGAGCAUUAUGCAUUCGGGAAUUUUUAUUGUUAUGUGAAUGCCUCCUAGCAAUACAAAAUGCCGUCACUGUAUCAAUUAAACUGUGCAAAGGAAAACUUUA
Messenger RNA from Ornithodoros turicata, 2627 nucleotides. It is a transcript of the gene Hibch, whose product is annotated as 3-hydroxyisobutyryl-CoA hydrolase, mitochondrial-like. NCBI's taxonomy places the organism in Eukaryota, Metazoa, Arthropoda, Arachnida, Ixodida, Argasidae. The record is from RefSeq and is a predicted model, not a curated record. The transcript has 11 exons. Gene Ontology annotation, molecular function: 3-hydroxyisobutyryl-CoA hydrolase activity. Gene Ontology annotation, biological process: L-valine catabolic process. Gene Ontology annotation, cellular component: mitochondrion. Bases 227 to 1408 code for a protein of 393 amino acids.